Messenger RNA from Saccoglossus kowalevskii, 651 nucleotides. RefSeq names its product arylsulfatase B-like. Gene Ontology annotation, molecular function: sulfuric ester hydrolase activity. NCBI's taxonomy places the organism in Eukaryota, Metazoa, Hemichordata, Enteropneusta, Harrimaniidae. The record is from RefSeq and is a predicted model, not a curated record.
AUGGGAUGGAAUGACGUACAUUGGCACAACCCUGAUAUCGCAAUGCCCAACUUGAUGGAUCUCGCCGCAGAUGGCGUCAUCUUCAACCAAUCAUACACCCAUCCAACAUGCACACCAUCAAGAGCUGCUAUGAUGACAGGAUUGUAUCCUUUCAAAACAGGAAAUCAGCAUCAAAUGGUGUUCAACCUUCAUCCUAGCGGGGUUCCAUUGAAUUUCAAGCUUUUACCUGAAAAACUUAAAGAAGUUGGAUACGCUACUCAUAUGGUUGGAAAAUGGCAUUUAGGGUUCUGUAAGGACGAGUAUCUACCAACCAAUCGUGGUUUUGACUCUCACUAUGGUCUAUGGACAUUGGGUGUCGGUGAUUACGAUAAAUUGAAUGGAGUGCUAUCUCCUUCUGCAGGAUAUGAUUUCCGUGAUAACAUGGGAGUAGUACCAAAAAGUGACGGUUAUCUUGCAUUGAUGCUUGGUGACAGAGCAGAGCAUAUCGUAAAUACCCAUUACCCAGGAACUCCACUCUUUCUUACGUUUACUCUGGACAUCCCUGCUAAACAUCUGGAGAUUCCAGAAGAGUAUGAAGAGGCUUAUGCAGAUAUCGAAGAUGAUAGAACAAGGCAGUUUUAUGGUAUGUGCUGUAAUUCUGUACAAGCAUAG